AUGACAAAAUCAGCGCUCAAACGCAAGUCCGAAGGUACGUUGCUCCUCUUGUGCAGAUUAAGCGACUCGAGUAAUCCCUCUUCUAACUACCAAAAGGAGUCGCGCCUACUGGCAAGUCAAAGCAGCGAAAGCCAUCACCACCGCCAGCUCAGAAGGAAGCACUGGAGAUAGACGAUACGCGCAACUCUGGCGGUGAGCACAACGAUGCUUUAUUCGUCGAGGAUAAUGCGCCAAUGAUUCGACAUGUCAAGAAGAGCAAGACUCGAAAGUCAGAGCCCGCGCGCACCCACAGAACCGACGAGUACGAAGAGGAUGAGGGGAGGGCAGAGUCGCAGUACGUGUCAAAAUUCUCGAGUAGGACUCUAUUCUUGGAUACACUGCUAACAUCCCCUUUUCAGUCAAUUUCUCGCUCUCGUAGAGUACGAAAGCAAAAAGAAGAAGGCGGCUUCGAAAGCUUCUGCAUCUUACCUUGACAAGUUCAAUCAGCAACUGAAAGAUGACGACCAGAAACUUAAGAAACAGCUCCACGUAUUCAAUGAGGAAUGGUAAGUUUCUUAGAUGUUCGGCAACGUGCCUCUAGCUGAUCCUUCGCAGCUCCAAACUUGACGGAAAUUUUGCCGACGACUUCCGUGAAGCAUUCAUCGCCUCCCGCCCUAGUGAAUCGCAAGCCGACGAAUCCGAAGAAGCCACUUCAGCUCCUGAUGGUCACUUCUGCAAGAAAUACGAUGAAAGUCGAGUCAUCACGCAAAGUGCGAAGACGAUGCUUGAAACAUUCGAAAAGGACUCCAAGUUGUCAGAAACGGUAGACCUACCAUUGCAAAGCUCAUGGGAAGAUCAAAACGCCAGGGCAGCAAAAAUAUUGAAGAUUGGACAGAAAGUUGGGUUGGAGAAGCACAAAAGCCUUAUGGUCCAGACCAAGGUCGAAGAAGAAUUCACCAUCGAGGAGGAGAGUAUUCCAGCGGUGGAGGAAAUAUACGAGGGUCUUGGCCAGGCAUAUGUCGGUUGGGGAAGAAUUGCAAAGAGGCAGGACAGAGGUCUUCGAAAGAUUUCCAAGGCCUUUGAUUUGGGUGCCGCUUCUCGAAUGGGAAGGCUGUUUGAUGCAGCAGACUGAAGAUGGAAUGUGAUAUCAUGUUGAUCAGUGGUUGCCUUGUGGGGGUCUUCAACUUGGUGAUAGCUUGCCGGAGGGUUUGCUGGUGGAAGAAUUAUCUUUGCUGAUUGGAGCUUUUCUGAACGUAGGAUUGAGG
This is a messenger RNA of Hymenoscyphus albidus, 1244 nucleotides long. Lineage: Eukaryota; Fungi; Ascomycota; Leotiomycetes; Helotiales; Helotiaceae. The record is from the annotation of a GenBank genome assembly.